CAAAUUAAUUCGUUUGGCUGGGCUUCAAAAAAGAAAAGCCUAAAGCAAAAUAUUUUUGACCCAUAUGUAGAAUAUUGUGGCUUCCGAAAAAAAACCAUAGAUUUGAUCUUGUGCGGGAACAGCGCAACCAAAAACAAAAAGAGAAGAAGAAAAUGGAGAAAGGAGAAGCGAAUUGGAGUGAGGAGGUAGAGGAUCUGGUGACAGCCGGAGACACACAAGGCGCAAUCUCCUUCUUAGAAAACCUCGUUUCCAAACUCGAAACGACGCCGUCUACGGACGACCUCCAAUUAGCCUCUGCCCUUUCCGACUUAGCUGCUCUCUAUUCCUCCAUCGGCUACUCCCUUAAGUCCGAUCAACUUUUCUCACGCGCUUCUCUCCUCAAGCAACACGCUCACUCUUCGAGUGACGUCGGGCUUGCAAAGAAAGACUUGAAGGAGGAUUCUUUACCGUUACCUAACGUUUCUUUGGCUGGAAAUGACAAGCCUUUGACUCAUGGGAUCAUGGAAAAAGGUCCAAUGGCGGGUGAUGAUGGUGCGCCACUGAAAUUAUCAUCAGAUGAUGAUUGGGAAGCAAUUGCAGAUCGUGAACCAAGUGAAUUACUUUCCUCAGAAUGCUUGCCUGGAGUAUCAAGUUUGUCAUUGGAAGAUAGCAAAGUUGAAGCCCCUAAGAGACGGGGAAGGGGAACAUUUUCUUACAGAAAAAGUGAAUUGUAUAGUGAUCGACUCUCUGAUGAUGUGUCUGCUGCCAAAGAUACAGAGAAUGAGGAUGUGUGCAUAAACUCUGAAAUAAAGACAGUGGAAACUAAAUAUGGUACACGUCAUGUUCUUGUUCUGGCUGACUUUUCACCAAGCACUAGGGCAACAUACCUAGAGAAGCUUUUUGAGGACUUCAGAGACCGUGGAGUUGUUAUUCGCUGGGUCAAUGAUACAACAGCCCUUGCAGUAUUUCGCACACCGUCUAUUGCCCUUGAAGCCUGCAACCAUGUUAAUUGUCCAUUUACUGUACGUAUACUUGAUGAGGAUGAUGUGCUUUUGGGCUCGAUUUCGGCAAGAGAUUUAGAGCCUCCUCGCCAAAGACCACAGACAUCAGCGAGAACUGCCCAGAGGCUGAUAGCUCAAGGAAUGGGAUUGAAAUUGUUAUCCUCAACCUUUGGGUCUAGAGAAUUAAGAAACCAGGAAGAAGCUAGGAGGAAUCGGAUAGUUACAAGACAAAAAUUGAAAGAUGAUGCCUGGGGCGAUGAUUGAAGCAAACAAAGGGAUUUAUUUUCUUGCCUUGUUAACCAUACUUUGUUAACCAAACAAAGGAAAAGAAAGGAAGGGAAAGAAGAGUUUGAAUACAAACUUGUUUCUCAAUUAUAAACAGGUUCUGUAACACAGAUAGAUAGCUAACUACUCAGGUCUCCCUCAGUUCAAAUUUUCUUUGAUGAGUAAAGUUUGUUGUAUGAUUGCCUUUUAUGAUUGCUCAUAUAUUUACUUUGAAAAAUAUUAAAUCAAUUGUUUGAUAUGAUUGGAAGAUAGUAACUGUUCAGAGAAGGAGUGUAA
Molecule: messenger RNA, 1541 nt
Organism: Theobroma umbraticum
Lineage: Eukaryota; Viridiplantae; Streptophyta; Magnoliopsida; Malvales; Malvaceae
Product: coiled-coil protein
Source: RefSeq, a predicted model, not a curated record